GCCCCCAAUCCCCUUCUGCCCCGAGCCGUGCAGCGAGCGACAGCGAAAGGAACACUCCCCACGCGCACGAACCCUAGCCGCCGCUCUCCUCUCCCGCGACCCCCAACCACCACCGCUCCUCUCUCCUCUGCCUCGACUCCCAACCAUCCAACCCAAACUCCGGCGGCCUCCUCUCCCUCCAGCACCGCCGCUCCAGCCUCACCUUCCUUCCUCUCCAAAGGAAGGGAAGGGAAGUGAAGGGGAGGGGAGGCUCCAGAUCGAGCGGAGCCGACCAAAUCGGGCUCCUGCAGAAGAGCUCGCCUCCUCCCUCACAAAAGCGGCGACCGAGAGAGAGGGCAAGGGCGCGAACGAGAAGGGAAGGGAUGGAAUGGGAGAAGGGAAGGGUGCGAACCAGGGCAGUGGAGGCGCAGGGCGCGAACGAGAGGAUUAGGUUGAGCAUACCGCCGACGACAUCGUUUCAAGCUCAAGAUGGUCUACAGAUACGUGCAACAAUUGAGGUUUCAUGUGCAAGGAAGCAAAGAAGAUGUGAGACCGUUUUUUUUUUGGAAUAGAAGAAUCAAAGGAUACACCGACAAAGUCAGUCUGAACUUCGAUUAAAUAUGAUAUGCGUGUUUACAAAUCUUUCCUUCAUGAAUAUUUUGGGGUUUCAUGUGCAAGGAAGCAAAGAAGAUGUGAGACCAUUUUUUUUUGGAAUAGAAGAAUCAAAGGAUACACCGACAAAGUCAGUCUGAACUUCGAUUAAAUAUGAUAUGCGUGUUUACAAAUCUUUCCUUCAUGAAUAUUUUGAAACCUUCAGAUUAUGCUAUUACUGUGGGAUUUUUUAGUGUCCUGGAAAAGGCAUACAUGCUGAUAUGUGUUUUCUGGCAGAGCAGUCUUCAACAUUGACGGUUACCAUUUUUAUUUUUUAUCUCAGCUCGUGAGAUUUCUCUACUGUCCUGACACAAAUUUACUCUGUAUGAUGAAUCCAAGGCCCGGUAUAAGGAUUUCCUGAUUUAUUAUUUGCCGCAUCUGGUGUUUCUCAUCUUAACAUGAAUUUGAAGUGUCACCUUUUGCAUCCAAGUAAUACUAUUGGUUCACAUUGAUCCUAUCUACCAUGUACCAACUCACUCACUUUUCUAAAUACUGAUAUGGAAUUAACCUUUAGUUACAACCCUAUUUGGUUUUGAGUUACAAAAUGUCCUUUUUUAAGACUUUUCUUCUUAACACGUUGCGUUAACAGCUCAUCCACUGAGGAUUUUGAAAUAUGAUAGUACUCUUCCUCUGUUUUCUUUAUCUUUUAUUUACAAGUUAGUUCUAUUGUGAGGAGAAGCUUUGGAAGUGGUUAAUCAGUUCACUAAGAUAAUUUGAGGUCGACGAGCAGAUUGAUUGCUCAUAUAUCCACCUUAAGAUGGCCACAACGUAUUUCAGAUUUUAGCACAUUAGCUGCCAUCGUUUUGUGAUUUCAGAAAUAUAUUUCAUGUGCUGGAUGGCCUCACUCUUUUAUUGGGUUGUUUUCAGUUAAAGGUUAGAAGACAUGCCAAAUAAUGCAUACUUCUCAAUCAAAUGAACAGACAUGCUAUCCGCCGAGCUUCAAGACUGAAGGGAUAGAUAACCACAACUUCUAAUGACCUAUACCAGCGAUUGAUUGUAGCAUACUGGAUUCCUAAUGCUGACAGGAAUAGCCGCCAUGGCGAUAUUUACAGGCUGUGCACUGAGAUCGAAUAGUCUACAUCAUGCCUCUGAAAAAAAAUUGUGUGCUGGACUGAACACACUUGGGAUUUCUGUUUCCUGUAACAUUUUAUUUGGGGAGUUUGUGACUUCUAGACCUGAAUGGUUGUGCAUGGACCAGAAUAUGAAUGAAGGAUACUUUAGUAACAUUUAUGUAGAGAUCCGCAGCGGCACCGGCACCAGCGCGCCGUCGUCCACCUGGUCCUCGAGGAAGGCCAUGGAUGGGGGCAGAACCCUAGCCCCACACCCAUCCAUCACGGCGGUGGCCUUCUCUCGGUGGGGUGGGGAGCGAAGUUUUCUGAUGUGGUGGCCCUCGACGCCUGCGACGGGCUACAACACCUUGGCUUCAAAGGAGAACCAGGAGGGAGUGCAAUAUCCUUAUUAGUUAUACUCAGGGAUGCAAAAUCUUCACCUGAUGAUUCCACCCCUUUUUACAUGACACUAGCUGCUGCACAACCAAAAGUGUCUCGCAGAUGCUCUUUAUGACACCAACUGACAGAUUAAUGAGUGCACUCAUAGAGAACAUAACAAGGUAUUUUAGGAAGUGCUUGGACCAGGUUCAAAUUUUUGAUAGUCCUCGGCACGCUUUUUUACAGUGUUGGUUUCAAGUUUUUUUCGACGCAGCUAGACUUUCUGAAAUAAUGCCUUGAACUACACAUGUUCUAUACAAAGCUUGUUUAGUUCUCUAAAAGCUGCACAUGUUACAUACAGUUUGCGAGAACAUGUGCAGAUUUGUGAGAACUAAAAAAACUUUUUCCAGAACAUAUCCAUUGAUAGUAAGAUUGUUUGUCAUAAUGAAAGGAGACAAUGCGUUUGAUAUAGCUUGUCAUGACAUAAUGAAACAAUAGUGUUUAUUUGGUCACCAGCAAGAUGAUGAUGUGAAGAAUGACUAUUUGCGUCUUUCAGAGUUUCUACCAUCAAAUAGUUUCCCAUAACAGAAUAUUUGCUAAUAUUGGUAGCUAACAAUUGAGAUACUUAUGCUUGUUGAUGCCUUCCCUUUUUGUAGUAACAUCCAUGUGUCCAGCAUAUGUAGAAUAUUAGAAUUUUAUUGGCUGUUUAUUGUAGUUCGUUCUCAGGGUUUGGAAAAUUCUUUAGCUAUAUUCCUUGUCUCAAGCGAGCAUGAGCAAUAUCUUCUUUAUGACGCAUGCCGCCAAGUUUCUCUAUUUUAGAUGGUUGUGUCUUUCCGCUUCUAAAAAAGGAUAUAUAUAUUAUUAAUCUGACUAUAAUUUGUGGUAGGUACAUAUUGAAGGAUGUUCUGAGGCUAGCACCUGGUUUAGAAGUUUUGCAAUUCACAACAAUACCUCAUAAUUUUGAUUUGAUGUCCAGAAUGUCAAUUGAAGAAUGAGCCUACAAACUACAUUGUAGUUUGUAAUAUAUCCUUAUAUAUGGUGCUUGUGUGUUUUUUUCAAUUAUAAGUUUGCAUUUAUGGGCAUUACAAAGUCCCCCUUUCUUUUUCCACAAGGGGCAGUAGCUGUGCCAUUCGAUUCGAAGGACAAAGAGUUGAUCACAAUGGGGUAGCAUUCAGGAUAUAUACACAAGAGUAUAGAACCAAAUUAUAUGAUGUAAUUGACCACUAUUUCUAUUAACUUUUCUUGUACACAAUGUU
Molecule: messenger RNA, 3313 nt
Organism: Triticum aestivum (bread wheat)
Lineage: Eukaryota; Viridiplantae; Streptophyta; Magnoliopsida; Poales; Poaceae
Exons: 7
Coding region: 1646-2092 (148 amino acids)
Biological process (GO): DNA replication
Molecular function (GO): DNA replication origin binding
Source: RefSeq, a predicted model, not a curated record